Molecule: messenger RNA, 5592 nt
Organism: Dermacentor silvarum
Lineage: Eukaryota; Metazoa; Arthropoda; Arachnida; Ixodida; Ixodidae
Product: para-nitrobenzyl esterase-like
Exons: 10
Coding region: 265-2259 (664 amino acids)
Source: RefSeq, a predicted model, not a curated record
AUCGGACUUGCACUCCUCGUUCAACCCGAAACUGGGAGCUUGUCAGGCACCCUGGACAUUCGUAGUGCGCCGCCCUGCUCUUCCGCUGUGUCAACCUCCCUGGCCUUUUCUGAAUACUGCCUAAACAGCAGCAAGUAGACUUCGAAGGGGGCGACCAGCGGUUGGAAACGCCGGCAGAGGUUCCCUCGCAGAGGCAUGACGUCCAGAGACCGCGGUGCCGCGGUGGCGGGCGGAUCUUGAGCAGCGGCCGUCUCAUGGUGUAGCAUGUCCUUGCUGCGGGGCGCGCACCGACCUUAUAGCCACUUGGACGACGAGGACGACCUCGUGCGGUACACGGACACACAGCACGACUUACGCAGCUCGCCCACUUCGUCGUCGGCCGCCGCUCCUGCUUCUCGACUUGUCGACCACGCUCAGCGUUCCCGUCGCCACUACUGGUCCACCGCCGGAGGGACAGGGUCUCAGCAAGGAAGGUGCAGCUCCAAGAUGUGCGUUCUCGCAGCGGUCACCACGCUCGUCACGCUCACAAUACUGGUGACGGUGGCAGCGGGGGUGAUAGCCACGACCGUCAGUCCUUCUAGUAGCAGUGCCAGCACCGCGUCCACUGGUGACGCGUCCGGGACGACCCCGGUGUUUUCAUCGAACGCCGCCGGCAGAUCGGUGGAAGACGUGGUGCGUGCUCGGACCCCCGGCUGUGGGGAGAUCGCUGGAGUCGUCGAGGAUGGAGCGUUUGUUUUCAAGGCCCUGCGUUACGCCGAGGCCCCCGUGGGUGAACGCCGGUGGCGCAAGCCGCAGCCCAGCAGCGCUCAGUCAUGCGUGGCCGGUCGCCGGGCCGAGCACUUUGGCUCGCCGUGUCUGCAGGCCAACCCGGUCACGAAGAAGUUCGAAGGGUCCGAAGACUGCCUCUUCCUCAACGUAUGGACGCCACGCAUCGACGCUACCGCUGGUAUGGAUGUGCUGGUCUGGAUCCAUGGUGGGUUUCUCCAGCUGGGUUCCGGCCACCAGCCCGGCCUGAGUCCUUCAGGGCGCUUGGCGAGAGCCACAAACGCCGUACUCGUCAGCUUCAACUACCGCCUUGGGCCGCUGGGCUUCCUUGCCCUGGCUGCGCUGGGAACCGAAGUAAACCACGGCCUCUGGGAUGCCGCGUUGGCUCUCACCUGGGUCCGCGACAACAUUCGUUCUCUCGGAGGAGACCCUGACAAGGUGACGGUGGUGGGAACGGACGCGGGCGCCUCGCUGGCGCUUGCGAUUUUGGCAGCGGGGCCCCAGGCUGGCUGGGGCCGUCUCUUCCGAGCCGCCUGGCUUGAUGGUCCCUCUUCAGUACUCAACAGAACGUACGCACAGGUUGCCAAGCACAACAAGGCAUUUUUCCAGCAGCGUUCCGGCUGCACGAAUGCCACGUGCCUGCGAGCCCUGAGCGGUCAUGACGUCAUCAAAGCCCAUUUGGGUAAAGACGACCCAUCUUUCAGGAUCAGGGACCAGAAUGACCUGCCCAUUCAGGGGAUAUUUCCUGAGCAGUUUCUCGUCGUCGACGGCACAUUACUUACGAAGCCCCCAUUGGAAAUGAUCGAAGGGAAUUCCAAGUGUGACAUUCCUAUAUUGAUCGGAUCAUCGUCUCAAGCAGUUGACAUAUGGCCGGGGCCGGACGACUUAAGCCACUGGUCUUGGAACCAGUACAAGAAAUACGUUACUACGAGUCUCGACAGCUUUGGUUCGGGUAUCACACAAAUGGCGCUUCAGCUGUACAACCUUACGAAUGCUACAGACUUGGGCAUGACGCCAGAGCUGGUGUACACUACAAUGGUGACAGACCUUCGAGUCGCCUGUCCACUGGCGAAUAUGGCCUCCAACUUGGCGACGGCGUUCCAGUCACCCGUCUACCGAUACGUAUCUGAAAUCCGCCCAUCCAAACCGGUGAAAAUACUGGGCCAUGAGGCUCCGUACAGUCUGCACCCGUGGACGCUCGUGGCAUUCUUCGACCUUCAGGGCCACUUUCUGGAAGGAGGCGACGCUGGCGGCAAUCCUCAAGAAGAGCCAGAUCUGGCUCUUCGCGAUGCGGUACGAGAGAUGGCGCUGCGAUUUGUGCGCUCGGGCGGCCGCUCAGUGCCCGUGGCGGACUGGAUGAGGUACCCGAAGACGGUAGCCAUACUUCGGGGCGCCAAUGCCACGUGGGAGGUAGUGCCGACCACUUCGUAUAAGAAGACCGAGUGCAAAUUCUGGACCUCCGAGGGACUGACCCAGUACGCCUGGAUAAGCUAAGCGCUCGUGCGGAGUCCUGCGUUAUAUAUACACCGUCCGGAUAUUCAUUCGUUAGUCGAUCGGUCAGCAACUUGGUGCCGGUCCUUUUCUGUGCAGGUUUGUGCGCUUGUUCCCCUUCCGAAUGUCCUUGCGCUUUGGCGAAUGAGACUAUGACUUGUGAAAGUACGACAAGAUGCAGGUGAUAGAUCACACGUCACUCCAAAGUAGCAUGUCUAGACGAUUCUCUGCUGCAGUGACGAAUAAAUUCAGUGCCCCCCACAAAAGAGGCCACUCGUCGAGAGAUGACGCAGCUGUGGCAUGUGAAGCAGUAAGGAACAUCUUUCAUACUUUGCCCACAUUUACGAGUAUAUCAACACUCCUGUCAGUGAGGCCUCAUAAAUGCCACACCAGAGUUAGGAGCAAGGAGAAUGCACGACUAACGGCAAGCCAUGAUGAAUUUUAGGGGUUUCACUAUUUGAUGAUUCUGACACUGUUAAAACAGCAUUUAAAAAUAAGAUCACAUUAAAUUUCUACUCAUUCUUGGUGAUCGAGUCAAUAAGCGAGAAAAGUACAUGAGUCAUGGUGUGAGAGUCUCUUACGGGCAGAGAGCCACUUCUUUUGCCUUUGCGGAUUGGAAGGCUCUGCGCCAAACACCGAGAAAAAAAGAUAACAUAUGUUUCUGAACAACAGGAAAAGCCAUUCAGCAUAUAAGAUUUGCUCACUCACUCACUCACCAGAGUGAGUGUUAUUAUUGAGCACUUGUAGGAAUGUGCGCUGUCUCGCCUACUUAUUCUGUUCUGUGCGGUGACUAAAAAACGAAACGUAAUCAUCAACGACUCGCAGAAACCGAAGUUAAUACAAACUGCGUCUGUCCUGAAGCUCAGUCGUCUCCGCACCUUUUCCAUCCAGAAGCAGUCUUCAGUAUCUUCAGUGAUUGGCGUUUCUCAUCGGGCAAUCACUUGCUGUGUCUCAUAAUAUUGCGAUGAGUUCCCAAGAUAAGGAGGAAUAAAUUGCGCGUUCACUUACCGUGUUGAUGGACAGCCAAUCCGCAUACCAUUAGGAGAAAAUAUCACAGAUAAUAAAUUAUGACAUUUUAGAGACUAGCUCAAUUCAUCUGGAGAAUCAAAAACAAAGCAAUCGGAACAAAAAAAGGAAAGAUCUCAUCAGAAAAUUUCAUUGUUCCCAUUAUAUGAUAUGAAACGACAAUUUUGCCUGCUGUUUCGCACAUUAAAAGAAAGAGAAACGAAUGUAAGAACGACCUGUUAUUGAAUAAACCAUAAAACGGUGCAGUAAAGUUGCAGAAACGUGUUCACCAAGCCUAUUCGAAAGUGAAACUCUAUUCGCAAAUCACAAAUGGAUCCCUGCGUUUGUUAACACAACGGCGUGUCUUGUGGGCUCUCUGAUACUUGCAUGCUCGUACGGUAGCAUACAUUCGGAAAACGUCACAUACAGUGUUUGGAGUUGUGGUCGAGUUCUUAUGUAGCCGAUUAAGCCGACAAGUUUAGUUGCCAUGCAAGUUCAGGAGGAGUACUUGUGAGGGACACUUGUGUCUAUGCACGGCCAUUGUAAAUCAAACACAUUUCCGGGCGUGCAGUCGAUGACAUGGACGCCUGAAGAAUCGAGUGAAACCUUCAGUGAGUGAAUGCGUCUGUGUGUGCGUGCGUGAAGACAGCGUGAUUUGUGCCUUAGGCAGACUCUUCCUGGGAACUUUGCCGUUUGUGAACGUUUUUUGACUGUGGCAAGCAGUGCUCGAACUUGCACCGCGUCUUCUGUGCUUCAGUCGAAUGACCUCUCUCUCAAACUUUCAUCGUGCUUACCAGGUGUGCUUCUUGCUGUAUUGCUGUGUGUGCGUUGUUAUGUGGGAAAAUUUUUAGCGCAUCGGGUCGGUGUUCUUUUCUGAUUGUUUUUUCAUCCGUAUGCUUGAAUGAAAUAUACAUAACCCGCCAUUCAAAGCUUACAGUUUUUACAGAAAUGCUUCCUUCAUUCUCUUUCAUCCAAAGGCCUAAGAUCUAGCUAUUACGAAAACGCUUGCUAUAGUAAAUACUAGCUUCGCCAUCUGUGAAUAAUAGUGAUGAAGCCUCAGGCCAUAGUGGAGCUCCUAUUUUACGUCAAGCUGUCCACCUCUAAGGCGUGGCAUAAGUAUCGAGCAAGAUGUUAUGCUUUUGAUAAUGAGAUUGUGGUCACAGAAUUCCAUUCAUUGCUAGUUAUAAAUGCGCUCGAACGUUCCUUCUAGCACUAAACAAUUCAAGGCAAACAGUGCUGCUCACUAAUCCCCCGAACUUAACCCUCUGAAACGUAGGGUAUGUGUAGAUAGUGUAUUUGCUGUGUGCGUGGAAAGAUAAAGCAUUAAUAUUGUUUCUAUUCUUUACGCAAGACUGUUGUUAGUUCAUAAGGUAAGUUUCUAUAAUUAUAUAUUACUUCAUCACUUCUGCAUUGAGAUUUAGCGCGCUUCAAACUGUUCUCCUUUGGAGUGGUUUUCAAUCCAGUGUACUGAGUGCCGAAAAACUCGCAGGGGCUUUUUGUCAAUAUUCCUAAUUUAUAUGCUAUAUAGGUAUUACAAAAAACUAGUGCAUAUGUGUGCCCCACUUAUUGAGGUAGGACGCACACAGAAUCCUAAAAUUUGACAAAAUUAGCGCUUUUUGGUGUUUGCUCUCAAUAACUUAACAAAAGAGUCAAAAGUAAUAAGGUGGUGAUAAGAAGUGUCAAUUAGCACAUGAUUUAAACAGCCUGAACGCAACUUCUAAAUGAUGAUUCAAUGGGAUAUUUGUGGGAACCUUUGUUCCUGUGGUGCGGCUGUAGAAGAAGCAGAAGUACGGAUGUUAUCUUACGGUUGUUUUUACGCCUACAUUUAAUUUUACUCACUGCAUUUACAUGGUUGUGAAAGAUGGGUAUAUCUGCGCAUGAUCGGGUGAUUGAAGCGUUUAGUGAUGAGUGAAGCAUUACUGUCUGCUGGGAUAAUGUAUGUGACGGUGGCAAGAACUUUAAUUGGUUCUGAGAAACUGUGGUCAGGGGAAGCCGACGGCUCCCUCAGGUCAAGCCGGUGGCUUCACCCAUGAUGGCACCGGGAGGUGAAAUCCCGUUGCGAUGUCGUGGGCCCUCUGGACUGCCUGGAGCUGGAUGUGGUCGUGGUCGCUUCUGAGGAAUUCCUCCCACUGUUCCUUUGUGGCAAGUAUAGAGUUCUGCCAAAAUUUUCAGGACUACUUUCCCAUCAACGGUCUUUCUUGCCUAACUUGAAACAGGCAUUGUAAAUGCCGAUGGUUCCAUACAGCAGUUUCUAUUUGUUUGAACAAUUGUUCUUCAGCGGAAAAGCAUGUUGUCUGUAUGUAUGAGUGAAUAAAUUGAAUUUUGCUUAUU